AUGAACAACUUCCAAUCCGUACCCGCACAGCAAGAAGGCGUUUUCAACGCAGCCCCAGGCCUCAACCCACCACCAAACCCAGCAACAAAAGACUACAAACUAAACCACCUCGCCAUCCGCAUCACAGAUCCAGCCCGCUCACUCCACUUCUACAUCGACCUCCUAGGCAUGCGAAUCAUCUUCACCAUGAACGCCGGCCCCUUCACAAUCUACUACCUAGGUCAUCCACCAGAAAGCCAAAGCGAAGAAGAAAUCCACGACUGGGCCCAGCGCACCAGUGAAAUCCCCACCAUGACCAAAACAGCCGGUUUGUUAGAACUGUAUCACACGCAUGGAGCGGAGACUAGCGCGGGAAUCGCUACGGGCAAUGAGCCGCCGAGUCUGGGGUUUUCGCAUUUGGGGUUCACGGUUCCCGAUGUGCCUGCUGCUGUGGAGAGGUUGAGGGAGAAUGGAGUGAGGAUUCUGAAGGAUGUGGGUGCUUGUUCGAGGGAGACGGUGCCGCUUUCGGAGUGGGAGGCUGAGAGGGGGAUUGGGAGGGGGGAGAUUCAUGAGAAUUAUGCUUGGUUCUUUGAGAAGUUUGCCAUGGUUGCUGAUCCGGUGAGUUGA
Molecule: messenger RNA, 606 nt
Organism: Penicillium olsonii
Lineage: Eukaryota; Fungi; Ascomycota; Eurotiomycetes; Eurotiales; Aspergillaceae
Source: the annotation of a GenBank genome assembly